Messenger RNA from Miniopterus natalensis, 1883 nucleotides. RefSeq names its product uroplakin 3B (gene UPK3B). Gene Ontology annotation, cellular component: membrane. The record is from RefSeq and is a predicted model, not a curated record. NCBI's taxonomy places the organism in Eukaryota, Metazoa, Chordata, Mammalia, Chiroptera, Miniopteridae.
GUUGGGUUGCAUUCACAUUUUCAGGUCUUUCCAGCCCUUGGCCAGCCUGGCAGCCUGACUAACCAGCUCCUCCAGGCCCAACGUAUUGGGGGAGGGGUACAGCCAGAGGCCAACAGACCAGCCCCAGGCUGCAGAUGUGGUAGAAUAUGGCUGUCAUGGGGUUGCCCCAGAGGCAGCCUUACCCAUGGCUGCUGUUCCUCUUGAUGGCGCUGAUCUGGCCCCAGCCCUGCAGGAGCCUAGAGCUGAUCCCCUACACACCGCAGAUAACAGCCUGGGACCUGGAAGGGAAGGUGACUGCCACCACGUUCUCCUUGGAGCAGCCGCGCUGUGUGCUGGAUGGUCAUGCCAGUGCUGACGACACUGUCUGGCUGGUGGUUGCCUUUAGCAAUGCCUCCAGGGACUUCCAGAACCCGCAGACACUGGCUGAGAUCCCAGCUUUCCCACAGCUGCUGACCAAUGGCCAUUACAUGACACUGCCCCUGUCCCUGGACCAGCUGCCCUGCCAGGAUCCCAUGGGUGGCAGCGGCAUCCCUGUUUUGCGGGUGGGCAAUGACCCUGACUGCCUGUCUGACCUCCAGCAGCCAUCCUACUGCAACACCCCGCUCCCUGGCCCCGGACCUUAUAGGGUGAAGUUCCUCCUGAUGGACACCAGGGGCUCACCCCAGGCUGAGACCAGGUGGUCCAACCCCAUUGCUCUCCACCAAGGGAAGUCCCCAGGCUCCAUCGACACAUGGCCAGGGCGGCGAAGUGGUGACAUGAUUGUCAUCACCUCCAUCCUCUCUUCUCUUGCCGGCCUCCUGCUCCUGGCCUUCCUGGCAGCCUCUACUGUGCGCUUCUCCAGCCUGUGGUGGCCUGAGGAGGUCCCUGAGCAGCUUCGGAUUGGCUCCUUCAUGGGCAAGCGCUACAUGACCCAUCAUAUCCCACCCAGUGAAGUGGCCACCCUGCCUGUGGGCUGCGAGCCUGGCCUGGAGCCCCUCCCCAGCCUCAGUCCCUAACCCGGCCUAUGUGCCUGGGGCUGGGGCAGUGUGUGGGGGGUGAGGGUAAAGUGCUUCUUCUCAGCCCUUGCACCCCCAUGCCCCUCUCCCAUCACACUUCCCCUUGCUACUAGCAGCCCUGACUGGCUUUCCCAUUCUGACUGGCUUUUCCAUUCUGUGAGCCGCCCCCACCUCCUCCAGGCAACUGAAGUUGCAUGCAGGGGAGUUUGGGUGAAGGCUGUGGUCAGUCUGGGCAUCUCGCCCCCCACCUCCAUCCCUCCCUCUGUUCUGCCUCUCCUCCUGAAAAUGAAGCUGGAGGCAAUGUGGAAAGGCCACCCUGACUGGAAACUUCCAGGCCCCAGGAGGAGGUCUACAGGGGGCCUUGCUCUUUCCUGUGCAGGGAGCUGAACUGGGCCCAUCAUUGAGUCUAUGAGGCCUGAGCCUCCUCUGUCCCUUUGUCCCAUCUGCCAGUGUCUGGGGCUGCAGUGAAGUCUUCAGAGGCCCCUUCAUUGUCCCUGGGCACAGGUCCUUCCUGAGGGUGGCUAGAACGUCAGACAGAGUAUAGAUGCACAUUAUGACCACCCAGCCACUGAUUUGGGCCACUACUUCCACCCCCCUUGCACACACACAGGGAUCACACACUUAUCUACUCACUCUCACUCCACAGACAUUUGUUGAGUGCCCUCUGCUUGCCAUGCACAGUGUUAGACAUGGGGCCUCAGGCAAAUCUUGGGGAGCUCUCAUUGCUCUGGACCUCAGAUGACCACAUGUCCAGAUGUGACUUGUAACUGUUGGGAAGCUGUCACACCCUUAGGUUGUCACAUACCCUUGGGUUCACACUCCCUCAGACAAUCACCCCAAUGGGCCCUCUAGGGUCUACUACCACCCCUCACUGCAGGACAGACUUCG